AUGGAUUUGCAAGAAGCGAUGAAGAAGCAAAACGACGUUGCUCUGUUACUUGUUGGGAAAGUAAUAUCUGCUGUAGCCAAACACUCUAACUUGGUCUUCUCUCCGGCAUUGAUCAACUCCGUCCUCACCAUGACCGCUGCUACCACCGAAACUGAAACACUAAGAUCAUUCAUCCUCUCCUUUCUUAAGUCUUCUUCCACGGACGAGCUCAACGCCGUCUUCCGCGAGAUUGCUUCCGUCAUCCUUGUCGACGGAAGCAAAAGAGGUGGGCCAAAAAUCUCGGCGGUUAAUGGAGUGUGGAUAGAGAAAUCGUUCUCGUGUAAUCCCGAGUGGAAAGAUCUCUUUGAGAAUUUCUUCAAGGCUACUUUUUCUCAAGUUGAUUUCCGAUCCAAGUGCCUAGAGCGAGAAAGCUACAUAUCUUAUUCAAUGUCUGCUUCAAUUCUAAUCUGUAUAUAUGUGUUCUUUGGUUCGGUUUUGGUUGUGGAUUUUGUGAUUAUGGUUUUUGUUGUUUUGAAGGCCGAAGAAGUGCGUAUGGAGGUGAAUUCUUGGGCUUCACGUCACACGAAUGGUCUCAUCAAAAGUGUUCUUCCUCAUGGAUCAGUUACAGACGAAACCAUCUGGAUUUAUGGAAACGCAUUGUACUUCAAAGGAGCCUGGGAAGAAAAAUUCAACAAGUCAAUGACGAAACGAAAGCCUUUUCACCUUGUCAAUGGCAAACAAGUACAUGUGCCUUUCAUGAAAAGCUAUGAAAGACAAUAUAUUGGGGUUUACAAUGGUUUUAAGGUCCUUAGACUGCCAUACCGACAAGGCGAUAAUGAUACAAGCCGCCAAUUCUCAAUGUAUAUCUAUCUCCCCGACGAGAAUGAUGGAUUGGAUAACCUUGUGGAGAAGAUGACAUCUACUGAUGGAUUCUUGGACAAUCACAUUCCGAGUUGGACAGUUGAAGUUGGUGAUUUCAGAAUUCCAAAAUUUAAGAUUGAAUUCGGGUUUAAAGCUUCUAGCGUUUUCGACUUUGACCUUGGUGUGUCACUAUACCAAAAAGCUUUGGUUGAAAUCGAUGAAAAAGGUACUGAAGCUGCGGCUGCUACUUAUAUGGUGGGGAAUAAAGUUAGCCUCUGCUCUCGGAGGCAUACUCCUCUUCGGAUAGAUUUUGUGGCUGAUCAUCCAUUUUUCUUCAUGAUUAGAGAAGACAAAACCGGAACUGUUUUGUUCGCUGGUCAAAUCUUUGAUCCUUCCUAA
This is a messenger RNA of Capsella rubella, 1239 nucleotides long. RefSeq names its product serpin-Z2. The record is from RefSeq and is a predicted model, not a curated record. NCBI's taxonomy places the organism in Eukaryota, Viridiplantae, Streptophyta, Magnoliopsida, Brassicales, Brassicaceae. The transcript has 2 exons. The coding region runs from base 1 to 1239 and encodes 412 amino acids. Gene Ontology annotation, molecular function: serine-type endopeptidase inhibitor activity.